AUGUCCAAACCGGUAGAGAUACAGUCGGCUGCUCAGUUUAGCAGCUUACUGCAGGACUCACCGAACGUCCCGGUCGUUGUCCAGUUCUACUCAGCCUCCAACGAAGCAAGCAAACAGCUGGCUCCCCUCUUCGAACGACUCUCGAGCUCCUUAUCGAAACGCAAAAUCGCUACAUUUGCCAAGGUGAACACCGAAACCGAGGGGCUUAAAGCUCUUGUCUCCAAAUACGACGUCAAGAAGGUUCCUGUCUUCCUCGUCUUCCGCCGCGGCUCGGUUGAAUACAAGGUCGCAUCAGACGACCCUGCAAAGCUCCAGUCAGUUAUAGAGAAACUGGCAAGCGACAUCGAGAACAUGGGCGGCAGCAGCAGCGGUACCGGUGGCUCUGGCUCGAGCUCGAGCUCAGGAGGUGCCUCAUGGAGAGGCGCUGAUCUGCCGCGGGGCUACACCGACAUCUCCGACAGCAUCGACGUAAAGGGACUAGAAUUGCUGAAUGCAGAGACAGAUUUCCCGGUCCGAGCGCUCUUCAGCAAGGACAAGCCAAGUGCGCUGGACAAGGGCAAGAGCACAAGCGACGAGAAGGACUGGGUGGAGAGCGACACGGACGAACAGCUGUUGCUCUUCACCCCGUUCAACUCAGCCGUCAAACUCCACACACUACAGAUCACAUCUCUGCCGCCCACAGACAGUGACGACGACGAUGUACCGAUGAGACCCAAGACGAUCAAACUGUUCACCAACCGACCUCACAACCUUGGCUUCGACGAAGCAGAAGACAUCGACCCCACACAGACUAUCGAGAUCGGCGAAAACGACUGGAACUCCAACGGCACAGCUAACAUCGGAUUGCGGUUUGUGCGCUUCCAAAACAUCACCAGCCUCGUCAUCUUCGUGGUGGACGUCGAUGGCGACAGCGAGAAGGUGCGAUUGGACCGGGUUAGACUUAUUGGCGAGUCUGGCGAGAAGCGAGAGAUGGGGAAGCUGGAGAAGAUUGGAGAUGAGCAGGGCGAGUAA
Molecule: messenger RNA, 1011 nt
Organism: Anthostomella pinea
Lineage: Eukaryota; Fungi; Ascomycota; Sordariomycetes; Xylariales; Xylariaceae
Source: the annotation of a GenBank genome assembly